Molecule: messenger RNA, 2977 nt
Organism: Phragmites australis (common reed)
Lineage: Eukaryota; Viridiplantae; Streptophyta; Magnoliopsida; Poales; Poaceae
Product: probable E3 ubiquitin-protein ligase ZFP1
Exons: 6
Coding region: 1105-2649 (514 amino acids)
Molecular function (GO): ubiquitin protein ligase activity
Source: RefSeq, a predicted model, not a curated record
UUGCAAUUGAUUGAUGCCCACUUAAACAUAUCAAAAUACAACAAAUAUUUCUGAUUAUUGUUAGUGUAUUAUUUCUUUUGCUUCUGCAUCCAGAUGUAUAAAGUUCAUCAUACAUUAUAUGUAUUAAGAAAACUAUGCAAUCUAAUGGCAUUAAACUGAUCUUGUAAUAAGAAAAUCUUGUAAGUUCAAACUGCUGGCGUUAUGCCACAGCUACACUUAACAGAUUUUAGAAUCACUUAUGCAUGCAGCCAUUGUGUCAUUAUUUGUUUAUCACCUUUUACUUACGAAUCUGAAAGUGAUUUACCAUUGUACAUAUGGGAAAUAAUUAGUUCAUGCCGGUGCUUUUGAGAUGCAUUGUUCAUGACAUUUUGGAAAAUAUUUAAGUUGGGUGAUCUAAAAGUUAAUAAUUAAGUGGCAAAGAAGCGCAUACUUCAGUUUUUUUAUGACAACUUGGAAUCUUCAAACAAUAAGGUUAAGUGGGAACGUGGAUGUGUCUGACAUUCAGGUAUUUCAUGAUUUAAUCUUUGAGUGGAAGGUAGAAGGCUUGAUAACUUAACUUUGCAACGGAAGCUCUAGAAGAAGGGCACAAAUGGGGCAGGGAGGAACAAAGCAACGCCAAAGGAGAGGCGAACUCGAGAAUGGACAAGGAGAUGAAUGCGCAGGGAAUGUUUUGUUAUUCCAUUGCUUGCUAGACUGCCAUACAUUGUUGACUCAUCUCACAUAGAGGCCUCUAAUCUUCUUAAACAAGGAAAGGGGUGACUAAAUCUCUUAAAUAAGGAAAGGGGUAACUAAUUAAUUUAUUCCCAAUCCAUGGGAUCUCUAUUGUUGUUGGCGUUAUAAUGAUUCAUGAGCUGCCGUGACUUCUUCCACAGCUAGCUUUGCUCUUGCUUCGUUGCUUGGUUCUAUUCCCAUAAGAUUACUCCUCUCCCAGAGAAACAACUCAUCCACAACAGCUUUCACGCCCUGAUGCCUCCACACUUGGACCUACUUCCCGAUGGUGCCCCAUUUUACCAUGGCAAUGUAUUGCAAGGGAGAGGUGAUGAUAAAGGAUAAUUGCUGAUCCAACUUAGUGUAAUUUUCCUUAAGGAAAUAGAAGUUGGCAUUAUGUCACAUAGAAAUAUGGUCUGGACACGUCAGGUUGUUAAUCCUGAAUUGGAGCAAGGAUAUGUCCAAGUUCAACCUGAAAGUUACAAUUAUGGUGGCACUGGGAGUGGUUCAUCCAACCUGGGUGUGCAAGUUGCAGUCGGAGUUCCAGGAAAUACCGCUAAUGUUGGUAUCUGUGAUCCGCGGAAUUACUAUGAGAGCAUUAAUCAUGAGCACCAGCAUGUUCAGAAUUCAUACCCACAUGCCGGUGUUACUUCGAGUUUUGUCUUCCCAACUGCUAUGUACAAUCCUAGCAUGUCAACAACAGCUGUGAACAUCUAUAUUCCUCAAAGUUUUGGAUUGGGCAAUGUGCCACCACCAUCUUUAUAUCAUCAAGUUGCCACAGGAACUAUGGAUGAGGGUAGCAGCAGUGGCAAUUUCGGUGACAGCGCUAGUGGAUUCAUCAAAAGGAAAAAUGCAGUAGUUUCCGGUAACCAUCAUUUUCUUCACGGAUUUGCAGGCUCAAGUUCAUCUGCUCAUCUGCCACAGAAUCCUGCGCAAGGGCCAUGGAAUGCUUCAUUUCAGUCAAAUUGUUUACCCAAUUCUGCAGCUUCGAACCCACCUGAAUACCAAAGUAGUAACGGUUGGCCAUUCUUAGAAGGAUCUUCUGCAGAUGUUCCUAGCAGUUUCAAUUCAAUGGCUGCCCACCCGGAAUUGAUACGUCAUGGUAACUAUGUAUUUCCAGCUUGCCACAUGGGCCAGUGCAAUGCAUGGACUGCACAGGCUGCAAAUGGGAUUGUUCACGGAGUACCACAGUGGGGAUUCAGUAAUGCAGUGGCCAAUCCUCCAGGAACCAGAGACAUGCCAAAUGGAAAUCUACAGGAUUAUCAAGCUGGCCAUUCUAUUCAUGGGCCUCUACCUCAUUUCUGCCAGAAUCCUUUGCAUAGUAUGCAAGCGCCUCAAGUACAAGUACCCCAUCAACAGUUCCUCAGUAACAAUGUGAUGCAUGGUGUAAAUCCUUCUGCCACAGGCCUUCUUUUAGAUCCAAGAAUACUGGCACUCCCAUUCAAUUCUGAGCACACUUUUGGGCAUCCAAUGCAUCCACCUCUGACAAACCAAGUUAACAAUGGGGUUUUAAGAAUUCUGUCAGAUCAGAAUGUUACAAUGAUGGAUCGUUCAAGGAUUUAUGAAGCAGGACAUGUUAUGGAUGAACAUAGAGAUAUGCGUCUAGAUGUAGAUAACAUGACUUACGAGGAGCUUGUAGAAUUGGAAGAGCAGAUAGGUGAUGUCAGUACUGGUUUGACAGAAAGCUACAUCCAAGAAAACUUGAUGUCAAGUUUUUAUGUUCCAGGAGCAGCUCGCUUGUCCGAUCAGUCUUCUGAGCUUUCUGUGGAGAAUGACUCUUGCAUAAUAUGCCAGGAGGGGUAUAAAGCUGAAGAACUUAUAGGAACCCUUGAUUGCGGUCACAAGUACCAUGUGAUGUGCAUAAAGCAAUGGUUGAUGAUGAAGAACCUGUGCCCCAUCUGCAAGACAUCAGCUUUGUCAGGAUAUAAAAGAAAUGGAUGAUCGUCGCAAAUAACAUUAUUGGUUAUUUACGGCGGGGAAAAUUAGCUCAAUUUUGUAUAUAGACAUGGUUACCUGGAUUUGCUUCCCCCUUUGUUGUGGACAUAAACUGAGCUUCCGAAAACUGUACAGUCAUUCUGUAGAAUAUUUUAGGCGUUAAAUGGCCCCAUGGUGUGUAAAGCUACCAUGAUGGCAUUGCUAGAUGCUCCUUUCCUUCCUAUUGUACAUUGUAUUUAUCUUUACUAUUUUCGAAAAAGAUAAACCAGAGAACCUGUAGUUAUGUAUAUUCUGGAAUUGAAAGAACUAAAAGAUCUGGUCAUUUCUGGAGCAA